Artibeus jamaicensis (Jamaican fruit-eating bat) is the source of this 2737-nucleotide messenger RNA. It is a transcript of the gene TLE2, whose product is annotated as TLE family member 2, transcriptional corepressor. Gene Ontology annotation, cellular component: transcription regulator complex; nucleus. The transcript has 21 exons. Bases 319 to 2601 code for a protein of 760 amino acids. The record is from RefSeq and is a predicted model, not a curated record. Gene Ontology annotation, biological process: negative regulation of canonical Wnt signaling pathway; regulation of DNA-templated transcription. Lineage: Eukaryota; Metazoa; Chordata; Mammalia; Chiroptera; Phyllostomidae. Gene Ontology annotation, molecular function: transcription corepressor activity; protein binding.
CCCGGCCGAGCCCCGCUGGAGGGAGGCGGCUCGGAGCCGGGCCCGCCGCCCGCGCCUCAGACACCCGGCCGCGGCUCGCCGACCUUCUGCGACCGCCGCCCCGCGCCCCUGCCCAGGGGAGUGGGCCUCGGCUCCCCUCUUAGUCCCCGCGACCUUUCGCGCUAGCUCGGGGGACGCGGGGGACUCCGGGGUCCCCCGCCCUGCGCCGCCUCGGCUCCUGGCUUCUUUCUCCGGGCUGCCCCCCACCCCCAGCCUCUCUCCCCCACAACCCGCACAUUGUCACGUUCCGGCGCGAAGUGGGCUUCCCGGAUCGGCAGGAUGUACCCCCAGGGAAGGCACCCGGCCCCACUUCAGUCGGGCCAGCCCUUCAAGUUCUCGAUCUUGGAGAUAUGCGACCGCAUCAAAGAGGAAUUCCAGUUCCUGCAGGCUCAGUACCACAGUCUCAAGCUGGAAUGUGAGAAGUUGGCCAGUGAGAAGACCGAAAUGCAGCGACAUUAUGUCAUGUACUACGAGAUGUCUUAUGGGCUCAACGUUGAAAUGCAUAAGCAGGCCGAGAUUGUGAAGCGCCUCAGCGGCAUCUGCGCUCAGAUUAUCCCAUUCCUCACCCAGGAGCAUCAACAGCAGGUGCUACAGGCCAUGGAGCGUGCCAAGCAGGUGACUGUGGGGGAGCUGAACAGCCUCAUUGGGCAGCAGCAACUCCAGCCGCUGUCCCACCACGCCCCCCCUGUGCCCCUCACCCCUCGCCCGUCUGGGCUGGUGGGUGGCAGUGCCACGGGGCUGCUGGCCCUGUCCGGAGCACUGGCCGCCCAGGCUCAGCUGGCCGCGGCUGCCAAGGAGGACCGGGCAGGUGUGGAGGCCGAGGGGUCUAGAGCAGUGGAGAGAGCCCCAAGCAGGAGUGCAUCCCCCUCGCCCCCUGAAAGUGUGGUGGAAGAGGAGCAACCGGGUGGCCCAGGUGGCAAUGGGAAGCAGCAGCAAGCUGAGGAAAAGGAUCUGUCAGGACCUUACGAGAGCGACGAGGACAAGAGUGAUUACAACCUGGUGGUAGAUGAGAUGAGUAAACUGAGGCACAGGAGGUUUCAUAAUCCUCCCAAGGACCAACCCUCAGAGCCCCCCAGCCCAACUGCCACCCCGUGUGGAAAGGCCCCCAUCUGCGUCCCUGCCCGUCGGGACCUUGUGGAAAGUCCAGCCUCCUUGGCCUCCAGCCUCAGCUCACCGCUUCCCAGAUCCAAGGAGCUCAUCCUGAAUGAUCUUCCCGCUAGCACUCCUGCCUCCAAGUCCUGUGACUCCUCCCCGCCCCAGGAUGCAUCCACCCCGGGGCCCAGCUCGGUCAGUCACCUCCGCCAGCUCACUGCCAAGCCAACGCCUUCCACAGACAGUAUUGCCCUGAGGAGCCCCCUGACCCUGUCCAGUCCCUUCACCGCGUCUUUCAGCCUGGGUUCCCACAGCGCACUUAAUGGGGACCUCUCUGUGCCCAGCUCCUACGUCAGCCUCCACCUGUCCCCCCAGGUCAGCGGCUCUGUGGUAUAUGGACGCUCCCCCAUGAUGGCAUUUGAGUCUCAUCCACAUCUCCGAGGAUCAUCCAUCUCUUCCUCCCUGCCCACCAUCCCCGGGGGAAAGCCGGCCUACUCCUUCCACGUGUCUGCGGACGGGCAGAUGCAGCCUGUGCCCUUCCCAUCGGAUGCGCUGGUGGGUGCAGGCAUCCCACGGCAUGCACGGCAGCUGCACACACUGGCUCACGGCGAGGUGGUCUGCGCAGUCACCAUCAGUGGCUCCACGCAGCACGUGUACACGGGAGGCAAGGGCUGUGUGAAGGUGUGGGAUGUUGGCCAGCCUGGCGCCAAGACACCAGUGGCCCAGUUGGACUGCCUGAACCGGGACAAUUAUAUUCGUUCUUGCAAGCUACUGCCAGAUGGUCGGAGUCUUAUCGUGGGCGGUGAGGCCAGCACCUUGUCCAUUUGGGACCUGGCAGCGCCCACCCCCCGCAUCAAGGCCGAGCUGACCUCCUCAGCCCCCGCCUGCUACGCCCUGGCUGUCAGCCCUGAUGCCAAGGUCUGCUUCUCCUGCUGCAGCGAUGGCAACAUCGUGGUCUGGGACCUGCAGAACCAGACCAUGGUUAGGCAGUUCCAGGGCCACACGGAUGGUGCCAGCUGUAUUGACAUUUCUGACUAUGGUACUCGGCUCUGGACAGGGGGCCUGGACAACACCGUGCGCUGCUGGGAUCUGCGGGAAGGCCGCCAGCUGCAGCAGCAUGACUUCAGCUCCCAGAUUUUUUCCCUGGGCCACUGCCCCAACCAGGACUGGCUGGCCGUCGGCAUGGAGAGCAGUAACGUUGAGAUCUUGCACGUCCGCAAGCCGGAGAAGUACCAGCUGCACCUCCAUGAGAGCUGCGUGCUGUCCCUGAAAUUCGCCUCCUGCGGGCGGUGGUUCGUGAGCACGGGGAAGGACAACCUGCUCAAUGCCUGGAGGACGCCCUACGGAGCCAGCAUUUUCCAGUCCAAGGAGUCAUCCUCCGUGCUGAGCUGCGAUAUCUCGGGGAACAACAAGUACAUCGUGACGGGCUCAGGGGACAAGAAGGCCACUGUGUAUGAGGUGGUCUACUGAGAACCCCCUUCCUGCACCCCUGGGGGAAGGGUGUGCAAACCAGAGAGCCCAAUACCCCCUAAUCUCAUGUCCUCCCCUGCUGGAUAUGGGGCUGGGUGGGCAGAGGGACUUUGGGAAAAUAAAUGUAUUUAUCACA